Molecule: messenger RNA, 11982 nt
Organism: Lymnaea stagnalis (great pond snail)
Lineage: Eukaryota; Metazoa; Mollusca; Gastropoda; Lymnaeidae
Source: the annotation of a GenBank genome assembly
CAACAGUGUGUGCUGUGUCCGUUCAACUCUAGCCAACGUAUACUUUUGUUUACAAUAUGGUGUGUGGUAACAAGGAGUUAAGUGUUCUGCAAAUGGUAAGUGAAUUGCGUCUCUAAGACUUACAUAUUGUUCCAUCUGAAAUGUAAGAGUCUUAAGUUAUGAUCGUCUGCUACGAUGGUGUGUGAGGAUUUUGUAUAUAAUAUAAGCAGAAACUUUUAGUAAACUUUUUCACCUAUAAUUUGAGUGCAUAUAUAUAAGUUGUGAGCUAUUCUGAUUGCUUUCUUGUUGAUAGUGUUCUGAUUUAUUAGUGCAUGUAUAUAGUAAGCACAUGAAAUAGUGAGCACAUAUAGUAAUUAACAUACUAUUAGGAAACACUUCGUUAGAACAAAUGGUAUCAUAUUGAACUAAUCCGUGAGCAUGCAUAAGAUAGUAGUGAAGACAUUAUCAAUACAACAUGUAGUAGUGAAGACAUUAUCAAUAAAACAUGUAGUAGUGAAGACAUUAUCAAUACAACAUGUAGUGGUGAAGACAUUAUCAAUACAACAUGUAGUAGUGAAGACAUUAUCAAUACAACAUGUAGUAGUGAAGACAUUAUCAAUACAACAAGUAGUAGUGAAGACAUUAUAAAUACAACAUGUAGUAGUGAAGACAUUUAUCAAUACAACAUGUAGUAGUGAAGACAUUAUCAAUACAACAUGUAGUGGUGAAGACAUUAUCAAUACAACAUGUAGUAGUGAAGACAUUAUCAAUACAACAUGUAGUAGGGAACACAUUAUCAAUACAACAUGCAGUAGGGAACACAUUAUAAUAUAUUAGGGGACAUAUAUAAGUGGACACAUAUCAAUGAACACAUGCAUUAGUGGCCAUGCAUAUAAAUGCCUCUGUCAGGCAAGUGUACUCCCAUGUGGCCUUGAAAUGUGGACCACAUCCGCCAAUCACGAGUGGAAACUCAACAGCUUCCACCUAAGAUGUCUGCGGGACAUACUGCGCAUUCGAUAGCAGGACAAAGUGCCUGGGGGUGGUAUGGAAACUGCCUAUCACAAGGGUUCUGUGACGUGCCAAACACAGGGGUUCUGUGACGUGCCAAACACAGGGGUUCUGUGACGUGCCAAACACAGGGGUUCUGUGACGUUCCAAACACAGGGGUUCUGAAACAUCCCAAACAUAAGGGUUCUAAAACGUGCUAAAUACAGUGGUUCUAGAAUGUCCGACGAUGUGCACCAUGUUCUCUAUUCUUAGUAAGAGACGCCUUCGCUGGUUUAGAUAAAGAGAAUGGUGAAGGGCCGUAUUCUGAAAGUUGCGCUGUACGGUGAAUACAGUGCCGAAUAUAGCAGGUUUUGUGCUAUAUAUUUAAUAUAGGCAAUAAUUUUAAAAACAACAACUGCAUGCGUCUGAGUGAUCUAAAAGGUAAUUAAUAUACGUAUUUUAGUUAUUUAAUUUACAAAACAACCUAACCACAACUCCCUAAAUUUAAAAGUCUGAAAAAUAGUUAGGAGUUUUAUAGUUGAUUUCAAGAUAAAUGUGGAUUUCUGAGGGUUGCAGAAUAUUUAAAACACGUAUGUUCGGGAAACAAAAAUUUUUUGUCCUGCACUGUCAAAUGUUAUCAAAGUGUUAAGAGUCACCUAUCGUGAAGUUAAGAGUCACCUAUCGUGAAGUUAAGAGUCACCUAUCGUGAACAGUUUAUUUGAAGAAAAAUAUUAUUUUCUUGGUUUCGCUGUAAUAAAAAAAAAAAAAAAUCCAAAACAAUUUCAGACAUGACCAUCGCCUCUGUAACUGUAAUUGUACUUUUUACGGAUACUUUAGCUAAGCCAAUCAAAUGAUCUCGAGGCGUGGUAGAAGGAAUUAGGUUUUUAUGAGAUUGAGCUUGGAAAAGUUUCUCUCAGCACUGGCCACAGUUAUUGGUAGUGUUGAAAAAACUGACAUUGCCACACACAGCGUGAAUAUACAGUAGUGUGAAUAGUUUAUACCCACCGUGACACACACAGCCUGUAUUACAGUUAAUGUAUACGGGCCCACAGUGCGGUAUGGUUGGUAGACAUCUAUAUUCAGUAGGCAGGAGACAUCUAAAUUCAGUAGGUAUGAGACAUCUAUAUUCAGGAGGUAUGAGACAUCUAUAUUCGGGAGGUAGGAGACAUCUAAAUUCAGUAGGUAUGAGACAUCUAUAUUCAGUACGUAGGAGACAUUUAUAUUCAGUACGUAGGAGACAUCUAUAUUCAGUAGGUAGACACAUCUAUAUUCAGUAGGUAGGAGACAUCUAUAUUCAGUAGGUAGGAGACAUCUAUAUUCAGUAAGUAGGAGACAUCUAUAUUCAGUAGGUAGGAGACAUCUAUAUUCAGUUGGUAGGAGAGAUCUAUAUUCAGUAGGUAGGAGACAUCUCUAUUCAGUAGGUAGGAGACAUCUAUAUUCAGUACGUAGGAGACAUCUAUGUUCAGUACGUAGUAGACAUCUAUAUUCAGUAGUUAUGAGACAUCUAUAUUCAGUAGGUAUGAGACAUCUAUAUUCAGUAGGUAGGAGACAUCUAAAUUCAGUAGGUAUGAGACAUCUAUAUUCAGUAGUUAUGAGACAUCUAAAUUCAGUAGGUAUGAGACAUCUAUUUUCAGUAGGUAGGAGACAUCUAUAUUCAGUAAGUAGGAGACAUCUAUAUUCAGUAGGUAGGAGACAUCUAUAUUCAGUUGGUAGGAGAGAUCUAUAUUCAGUAGGUAGGAGACAUCUCUAUUCAGUAGGUAGGAGACAUCUAUAUUCAGUAGGUAGGAGACAUCUAUAUUCAGUACGUAGGAGACAUCUAUAUUCAGUAGGUAGACACAUCUAUAUUCAGUAGGUAGGAGACAUCUAUAUUCAGUAGUUAGGAGAUAUCUGUAUUCAGUAGGUAGGAGAGAUCUAUAUCCAGUAGGUAGGAGACAUCUAUAUUCAGUAGGUAAACUUUUUAAAAUAAGGUGGGUGGGGGCAGUGGUGUGUUAUUAGAUAGCAUUUCUGGAUGACCUUUUGAGGUAGAGAAUCGUAUAUAACAUAGAGCUUUUCGUGACAUAGACAAUAGAGUUAGGACGGUCAGCUCGAUAUGUGAGACGUAGUGGUAGUAGUCAUAGUCAAAGUUAGACCUAUUUCAAAGCGCUAGGUGGCGAUAGGACAUUGCACAGUUUUAAAAUAUAUACUCAAUAAAUUCAGGUUUCGAAUAGUAUAGCUUUAUUUGGUUCUAUAAACAAUGCCAAGGUAAAAUCUAAAGAAAAUAUCUUAAGAAAAAGUAAGUAGGACAAAGGACAAUAUCUGAAAAGACACAAAUAGUACAGGUUAAUAAUGUCCUGACUAACAUGAAUUAAACAGCUAGCAAUAAACAUGUUAAAUAACUAAGAAAUUACAGAUUAUUACUAGACUCUAUAGGUACACCUAAUGAUGCAAGUGUGAUACAAAUGACAAUUAAAAUGCUAUUAUUGUCAAAAAUAUCCAAUUAUAAAUUAAAUCACGUGACGAGGUCUAGCUCGUGGGACGUACACCGUCUUACACACAGAAACAGUGUGAGUUAUGAGAGCUGGCAUACAGGUGUAGGAAGUAUUAUAUACUGUCACCCAGUCGCGUAGCUAGGGUUGGUGUCACCCGGUGCGGUAAACUCAUGGUGUCACCCAGUCGCGUAGCUAGGGUUGGUGUCACCCGGUGCGGUAAACUAACUCAUGGUUUCACCCCCCCCCCCCCUAAACUUCUAUGAUCGAUUUUUUUUUUUUUAAAUAAGUCCACAGUAUAGCAUCAACCUUGAACUUUUAAUAAAGCACGCAUUUGGAUUGGUUACAUUUGUGAAAAAUAUAUGUGUUAUCGGUUAUUCUUUUAUGAAUCUCGAUUUUUGCGAGCAAUGUGUGCCCUGUAGAUAUGCAAUUUUUCAAUCGGGUGUCACCCCUAAAAUGGUGUCACCCGGUGCGGUCCGCACCUGCCUCGCUACGCCACUGCUGUCGCCCAGUUAUGGUGUCUAUGUAAGAUACACCAAUAGCAGAAGAGUUACUGCAAUGGUAUGAAGCAAGACUGCACAACUCAAAAUGUAAGGUAGGCCGUAAUACGUUAUGAAAAACUUGUGCGGGCCAAACGAGAAUAGGACGGGUGGGGGGAAGGGGGGAAGCUGUCAAGAAUAUAAUAAGAAUAAAGAAUAUUUCGUUACUUAGCUGGCCACAAAAUGGAUACUGGCGGGCCGCAUUGCGGCCCGCGGGCCGUAUGUUAUGCAGGCCUGAUAUAAAGUAUAACCAUCGAUAUUUUGAUACGUGUAGUAUCAAGGAAUUGAUGUGUCUUUUUAAGACAAAAGCGAAUUGCAGAAUGUCUAAUUAGGUUACUACAGCUGGUAAUAUUAUCCCAACACAUGCACCAUUUCCUAUGUGAGAAUUUAGCACAUGGCAGAAGAGUUAGCCUACUACACACAUUUCACGUAUAUUCGCUGGUUGUAUACUGUUGUAUCAAUAGCUUAUAAGCACAUUGCAGUAUGUGUAACCAGAGCCAUACAACGGUUGGUGUUAUGCUCAAGAACACACUGGUAUCUAAUGCUAUUUAAGACUUCAUUGGACCGUUGUAUGUUCAACCUACAAAAUAUCAUUUGUAAUUCAACGGCUGUAGGUUAAUCCUACAAUAUUUCAUGGUUAUAUGUCAGUUGGACGGCUGUAGGUUAACCCUUCAAAGUAUCAUGGCUAUAAGUCUGAACAGAAAACUUCUAUUAUUAACACUUAACAAUAAAUAAUUGCAUUCUACCAACACAGAAAUAUAAAGGGGUAUUAGCAUGUACCGUAUUUUCCGGCGUAUAAGACGACCCCCGACUUGUUCUGUUAAAAUAUAGGGUUUGGGCUGUAUACCAGAUUAUAAUACGACCCCAGGCGUAUAAGACGACCCCCUACUUGUUCUGUUAAAAUAUAGGGUUUGGGCUGUAUACCAGAUUAUAAUACGACCCAAGGCGUAUAAGACGACCCCCGACUUGUUCUGUUAAAAUAUAGGGUUUGGGCUGUAUACCAGAUUAUAAUACGACCCCAGGCGUAUAAGACGACCCCCGAAUUUUGAAAAUAUUGUUAAAAUGUAGUGUUAUAUGCCGGAACAGAUGCUACUUAGAAAACAGCCAGAAUGGUGCCCGUGAAUCAUGCAACACCUUGAAGAUGCGAUUAAAAUUUUGAAUGCCAAAAACUCUAAGUGCGCCCAUUAUACAUAGGGCCAUGCGGAUAAACGAGAGAGCGAUCUACGCCAUAUAAGGACCAAGACGGUAUACUACUUACCUCCUGGCAGAUUUCCUGUGGUAAAUUGACAAUUACCUGCGACUUCAAACUGAUUAAAAGUUUAAAUAGAUUUCGGAGGACCAGAGUGCAGCGAGCAUCCUAAAAGGGUAUGGAUACCGGGCGCGAUAUAAAUAUCAAAUCAAUCAAUGAAAAAAGUUAAAAUCCCGAACCAACCCCCUAUAUGCACAUGUACGCGCCCUGUCUCGGCUAUCCAUGAUCCACUUUAAAAUGUGUAAAAGUUAAAUAGUUAAUUUGAUAUUCUAAAAAGAAAGGGAUAACUUUAAAACACCCUUUAAUACUAACUAUUUAAAUACCCUCUAACAAAUGUGGACUUGCAAAUAUACGAUUGUAAAGUUAAUAAAAUCCCCUUUGCCGACAAGAUAUAAUUUAUGAAAUAAUACCCAAGGGUUCACGGGGAAUACAUGAUUCAACUUGACCCAAAAGCACACAUUGGGGUUUCCUCUAUUUAAGUUUCAUACUCGAUGGAGGUAACAAGUUUUAUGCCCUGUAUUCUGUAGCACAUAGCCCCGAGGUCAAAGUCCACGACAGUCUCGUAAAGGUGCGGCCUGCCGUGCCACAUACAGACAGUAGAGUUAGACGGUCAGUUCGAAGUGUCAGACAUAGUGGUAGUAGUCGUAGUCAAAGAUGAACCUAUAGACAGUAGAGUUAGACGGUCAUUUCGAAGUGUCAGACAUAGUGGUAGUAGUCGUAGUCAAAGAUGGACCUAUAUACAUUAGAGUUACGAUGGUCAGUCCGAAGUGUCAGGCGUAAAGGUAGCAGUCGUAGUCAAAGAUAGACCUAUAGACAACCAAGUGCUAGAGCUAGAAAUGAGUUGCCUUCUAAGUUAAACGAGUAUCAUCCACCCAGAGUGCUGGGGUUGUUUUUGCUUGUCUAAGCUUUUUCUGGGGAUUAAGCUCCAGCAAAAAAAAAAAAAUCAUAAGACGUAUUAUAAGCUGGUAUACAGCCCAAACCCUAUAUUUUGGCUUGUGGUAAGUUUAGAUCGCUCGACCACUCAGAGAAUGCAAACCCUGAAAUCAAACCUGGACGGCUAGUCCCGUAGGCGGUAUGACAUUAACACAAUGAAAAUUCCGACAGCUCCGCGACGUGGAAAGAGCACAGUGAGACACAAGACACACUGGUGAUCAUCUUAGACUGCAUCCUGGUCUAUGUCCAGUCGUCUUGACUAAGUCUUGUCAUUAGCACCCUGGUCUAUUUCCAGUCGUCUUGACCAAGUCUUGCCAUUAGCAUCCUGGUCUAUGUCCAGUCGUCUUGACCAAGUCUUGCCAUUAGCAUCCUGGUCUAUUACCAGUCGUCUUGACCAAGUCUUGCCAUUAGCAUCCUGGUCUAUUUCCAGUCGUCUUGACCAAGUCUUGCCAUUAGCAUCCUGGUCUAUUUCCAGUCGUCUUCACCAAGUCUUGCCAUUAGCAUCCUGGUCUAUUUCCAGUCGUCUUGACUAAGUCUUGCCAUUAGCAUCCUGGUCUAUUUCCAUUCUUCUUGACUAAGUCUUGCCAUUAGCAUCCUGGUCUAUUACCAGUCGUCGUGACCAAGUCUUGCCAUUAGCAUCCUGGUCUAUUCCCAGUCGUUUUGACUAAGUUUUGCCAUUAGCAUCCUGGUCUAUUUCCAGUCGUCUUGACUAAGUCUUGCCAUUGGAAUAAAUAGACAAGGGAGAGAGAGAGUAAGGCUAAAACAACUGAGCAAAUCUCCCUCACUUUAAAACAAGUACAGGUUAAGUUAAGGGUACUACUCAAGUCGGAGCCUUGGUCAUCUUCACUUGUGAAAGACGAACGAUAAGAGUUAGAAAAGAGCCAUUACUCAAUUUUGUUGCACUAUAUUCACCAAUCCAUCUUUUCUUUGUAAUUAUUGCUUAGGGGUAGUUUCAUGACUUAUUAGUGGCCUGUGUAAGCUUCGUUUUUAUCUUUAACGUCGCGACUAGUGAACCAUGACAGAGAAGAGCGGCCAUAUAUUAAUCACACACAGUAACACCGAAACCAAGUAAUAUUCUUUUUUAUUAUUAUUUCCUUAAUUGCUUUCUCUCCUGUCCUUUUGCCUUUCGGCCCGCAAAAGUUUUUUGAUAAAGUCGUACGGCCUUACAUUUUGAGUUGUGCAGGCCUGGCUUACAGUGUUCAUGCAAAAAGUGGGGUACCUUUUUACUGGAAAACCCCAAUUAUUUUUUCAUAUUAAAAAUAAACCAAAGAAAAAAAAACACCAGAAAAAAAAAAAAAAAAAAAAAAAAACGGCCUUACAUUUUGAGUUGUGCAGGCCUGGCUUACAGUGUUCAUGCAAAAAGUGGGGUACCUUUUUACUGGAAAACCCCAAUUAUUUUUUCAUAUUAAAAAAAAACCAAAAAAAAAAAAACACCAGAAAAAAAAAACAAAAAAAAAAAACUCCCUACCUAGAAGGUAGUUUUUUUUUAAAGGCCUGUUGUAUUGCCGUAGUCUAAGGCUUAAAAACCUGGCUACUACGGCUACUACGGCGAAAGCGUAAGGAUAAACAGGUCUAAAAUUUCAUCGCUACUCCAAAAUUGUUGGGAGCCUGCAGGGCGAGUUUUCAAAUAAAACAGUUUGAGAUUGAUUCCGUGAAAAUACUGAAGCCCUACUAUUUAUGAUGCACGCCUUGAAAAUGAUUCAUUGCCAGAAAUAUUUAGGCCACGCUUUAGCGCAGUGGUGCAUACUGUUUUCCUACUCCCGAAACUGCGUCGCUGUGUUGCCCUACACCUGGAGACACGUGCAAAGACUAGUGUUGCAAUAGGCCACGCUUUAGCGCAGUGGUGCAUACUGUUUUCCUACUCCCGAAACUGCGUCGCUGUGUUGCCCUACACCUGGAGACAUGUGCAAAGACUAGUGUUGCAAGAUGGUAUCACGCAGGAGGACAUGAUCUCCUUUUUUUUCAAUUAAAAUAUCAUUUCUUUCAUCGACCAUAACAUGAUAAACUUUCAGUAAACCAAGGAGCAGAAAAGACUUGACGCGGAGUCAGUAAAGGUGGCAAUACUCGAAUGGGGCAUGCUCGAAUUUUUAGAUAACUCUUAAAUUGUGUUCAAUGAUUUUGCAAACUCGUUUCAUUUUUUUAAAAAAAAUCCUUUAUAUUAACUUCGCUUUUGUUCGUGGGUGGCUGGCGAAAUUUCCGGACGGCCAAUUGACCCACCUCCCGUGAAACGAUCGAGCUGAAACUCGGCACAUAGACUUGUUGCCGAUGAAACACAUUCUUUCGAAUUUUCAGCCUCAACCCCUCAAAGCAGUUUUCCCUGUUUUUUGAAGGGGAAGAUGAAGAAAAUAUGAUGACACUGAUUUCAAGAAAUAACAUUACCGAUAACUGCACUGAAUGAGAUUCUUAAAAAAAAUCGUGAGUACAUUUGCUGCUCAAUAAUUUGUUUUUUUCUGAAAUAGUUGGUGAAAUAAAUUGGCGGUAAAAGCGGAUGGGUCAUUAGAAUAUUAAUAUAGUUCUAGGGCUUGAAAAAAUAUGGGGUUGAGACCUUUGUGACCCGGGGGGGGGGGGAGGAGACAAACGGGUUUUUUGUAAAGUGGGUUACUUGUGUCCAUGUUUUGAAAAAUUUUCAGUUCCAUCUCCAUUGCCCGAUUUUUGUUUUUUAAAGGAUCUAUUAGAAAAAAAAAAUAUGGGGUUGAGGCCUUUGGGACCCGGGGGGGGGGGGAGGAGACAAACGGGAUUCUUGUAAAGUGCGUUACUUGUGUCCAUGUUUUGUAAAAUUUUCAGCUCCAUCUCCAUUGCCCGAUAUAUGUUUUAUAAAGGAUUUAUUAGAAAAAUUAUGUUUUUACCCAUUUCCCGUCAACCUAUUAUGCUGAAAAUUGGCACAUAGACUCGUUGCUGAUGUCAACACAUUGUUUCUCAUUUUUAGCCCCACCCACAACCCCAGCCCACAAAGAUAAUGUUUUCCUGUUUUUCAAGCGGGGGAUGAUGGAAAUAUGAUGGCACUGAUUUCACGAUAUAAAAUUCCCGAUAACUGCGCUAAAUUAGAUUCUUAGAAGAAAAAAAAAAUAGCGUGCAGCGCGUAAUAUUUUCUUUUGUUGUUCUGAAACAGUUGGUGAAGUAAAUUUGCGGUGUAAGAGCGGGUGCGACAUUAGAAUAUUAAUAUAAAAUAAAAUAAUAAAAUAUGCAUACAAUUGAUUUAUGCGAAAAAAAGGUAUGAAAAACCAAUCUGUUAUAAGUAUUCUGUCAUGUGACAUCAAUUGUAAACAACGCUAGCUUAGAGGAUUCGCAAAUAUUUGUAUCUAAAGCCAUUUGGCGAACUGGUCGAGUUUGGGAUUUGACCGUAGCAUAAUAAUAUAGAGAUUAGUUGUACACAAACGAAACAUUUACGAGAAUGUAGGAGUUGUGUUCGGUUAUGAAAAAAAAACAACCCAACAACUAAAUGUUAUAUUAAAAUGUCUAUAACAAAAUGUGAUGUUUUAAUUUUGUUGACAGACAGGAACACACUUGUAAUAAUUUAUAAUUUAAACAAUUAUAAAAUUGUACGCCUGCAAUAUCACUAACCACAUUCUGAUUUCGUCUGUUUUAGCUUUAAGAAAAGAAAUCCUUCACCAAAAUGAAACUUUGGAUUCUAGUCUUUGCUGCUUCUCUUCUGACCUGGACAUGGGCGCUUGUCCUAAAUGAGAGCGACGGCCUACAGAAUGACCUCGACUGUUGUGAGGAAAUUCGUCACAAAAUAAGUACCAGCCAUAUUCGUAUUGAUGUAUUGGAUAAAAAUAAGAGAAAUGCUAAAAUGAACUUCAACUUGGAAGCAUCCAACAAUAGUUGUUGUAGAUUGUGCUGUAAUGGACAAAUUGCUGAUUGUAGUCAAUGUAAUCUUACAGAAGUCCCCCAAGAUUUACCUGAAAACAUUGCGCACCUUCUUCUACCUUAUAAUAAGAUCAGUAGCAGCGCCCUCUACCCUGGAGUGUUUGCCAAAUAUUCCAAACUCCUCGUCCUUCAGAUGGAUUCCAAUAAUCUCACAGUUCUACCCAAUAGGGUUUUUGAUAAUCUGAGUUCUUUGAUUCAACUCAACCUCUACAACAACAGCAUUAGAAUGGACAGUCAACUACGCAAUUCCUUUGUGUUUUUGCCAUUGCGAAAUACUUUGAAGUAUCUUGUAAUGAACAGGAACACUCCCGACACGUCAUCAGACCAGUUGAUGUACCCAGACUUGGCCCUGUCUGUUCUGACCAAACUGACCGUACUGAACAUUGAUGGACUCAAUGGAAAACCAUUUGGAAGUGGGUUUUCGACACUGAGGAACUUGAGAAAUUUAACGAUAUCAGGAUUUCAAGACGGUAACUGCAAUAUCGUCUCAAUAAACAAUGACACAUUUCGAUUCUUGACAAGUCUACAUCAUCUGAAUAUUUCUGAUUGCGGUCUGAUUGGUGGCCAGAUUUCUAAGUCAGCCUUUGAAUACUUAACGGAGUUAAAGUCUCUGGAUGUCUCCAAUAAUUUUGAUUUGGGACUCGAGGCUGUCGGUAGAUUGAUGUUCAGUUUUAGAAACAGUUCGAAUCUGAUUUACCUGAAACUCCAGAGAGUUGUGAACCGAUUUGCGUCAUGUAUCAUUGUCUACAAACACACACUGCGACAUUUCAAGAACACUAGUCUGGAGGUGAUUGAAGCCAUGGACAAUGAGAUUGAGAUGAUUCAGUAUGGUGCCAUUCAAAUGUUGCCCACGACACUAAGAACACUCAACCUCACCAACAACAGAAUCAUGUUCGGGGCCUACUGGAAGGACAUGGGGUACCUGACACGACUUCAAAGCUUACACCUGGACGGCUUUCGUCGUCCUUACAAAUUUCCACAGUUUUUCCCGUCGGGGGAUCUCAACUGUAAAAGAGAAAAUAUUGAUGAUAUUGAUGAGAAUGGCAUUGACCAGAAGUCUUCUCAAGGUCAAGGCUCUGUAUGCCUAAAAGGCCACUGCCGGCAGAACGAGCCGUUCAUUCUCCAGCUGCCGCCCAGUUUGACCAACUUCACCAUGCACAGCAACUCACUGGCGUACACGGUCAACAACAUCAGCUUCAGUGAGAACAACACGCUGGAACACGCCGACGUCAGCGGGAACACGUUCCCCACUCUGAUUGGACCCAUCACCGGGCUGAAUCACCUCAAGUCCCUGGACAUGUCCAUCUGUUUCAUCGAUUACAUCACAGCGUCGUUUUUUAACAACCUGACCCACUUGCAGCACCUGAACCUGUACCAAAACCUGCUGGCCGAAUGCCUCAACCUGGACUGUGAGAUUACCGUUUUUCAUAAACUCUCCAACCUGACCUAUUUAAACAUUUCCUUCAACUAUCUGUACAGGUUGAACAGAGAUGUUUUCAUCACCAUGACGAAACUGGAGUUCUUAGACCUGUCCGUCAAUACGUUGAGCCACGCCAACUUCAGCAUCACCCACAUGGAAAAUCUCAAACUCUUGGACCUUCAUAAAAACGAUAUCGCCUCUCUUCCCCCGCAGGUCACCAGACACAUCACGGGGCUGAUGGCUGCCAACAAGACAAUCAGAGUCGACAUGCGGCAAAACCCGAUCUCGUGUGACUGCGAGAAUCUCGAAUUUCUCCAGUGGGUCGUGGAGACCGGCGUCUUUGGAGACAACUACACACACUAUUAUUGUAAAUAUCCGGUGGCAGACCAGGCGGCCACGGAGAUGGUGAAUGGAUAUGAGGACGUGGUCAGGGAACUCCAACGGAGGUGCACCACGCACGUGGGGCUAUUUGUGGGGGUCAUAGGAUCUACUUUUCUAAUGGUGAUCAUCCUGGCCGUACUGGUUAUUUACAGAUUCAGGUAA